Molecule: messenger RNA, 1407 nt
Organism: Adineta steineri
Lineage: Eukaryota; Metazoa; Rotifera; Eurotatoria; Adinetida; Adinetidae
Source: the annotation of a GenBank genome assembly
AUGGCUAAUGCCGACGAUUUUUGUCAGUUUGCAAAACUAGGUCAAACAGUUAAAAUUCAAAAAUGUUUGCAAUCACAUACUAUUGAUAUCAAUGCAUUAAAUCUAUAUGGUGAAUCAGCACUUUCAACAGCUACUUAUCACAAUCAAAUUCUUUGUGUUGAAUAUCUCUUGGCAAAUAAAGCCGAUCCAAAAUUACGUCUUUCGGCUGGACAUACAACAAUACAUAUUGCUUGUCGAUUAAGUAAUGUACCAAUUUUACAUAUGUUAUUAUCUGUAAAAAAAGAAGACAAUAAUAAUAAUAAUAAUACUGAAGAAGAACAACAACAAGAAGAUAAACAUGUAUACGGAUGUUUAAGAAUGAAAGAUCAUUCUAAUCUGACACCUAUUCAUUGGGCAGCAACACAAGAAUCUGUAUCGAAACGACAGAAAAUGUUUGCUUAUCUUGAUAAACGAAUGCCGGGUGUACUUGAUAGUCGAUAUAAUCUUGAUUGGUUCAAUGCUUGGGCAAAAAUACAUCCAUGGGUUAUUGAACAAAAACUCAUUCUUUCUCCUAUUCAAUCUGUUGCUAGAUUAGUAAAUCCUGAUCAAACUGGUCACCAAGAGGAAUCAUCUGAAAUUACUUCACUUGAUAUGACUCCAAAAAUAUCAACAAAUGAUUAUGAACGUACUCCACGACCGCCAUUAACAACAAAUAGUAUUAAUAAUAAUAAUAAUAAUUUAAAAACACCUAAAUUACGUGUUCCACGUGUUCAAAUUGAACAACCUCCACAACGAUCAGUUUUACCACCAACACCAAUAACUAGCUGUAAAGUAACAGUUACUUCCAUAUAUCAUGCAUCGAAACGUGAAUCUCAACAUUUAUCACCAUCAAAAUUAAUCGAAUAUCAUGAACUACCAUCAACAACAUCACAGAGAACAUCAAUUAAUGAAAAUCUAUUAUCUCCUCUUUCGAAUCGUUUUACUUUUCGUGCUCAACGUGUUCAAAUUGCACCAACAAUUGAUUUUCCUCCACCACCAUCCGAUAUUGAUGAUAUGGAAAAUAGAACUAAUAAUAGACAACAUGAUUAUGAAGAUAUGAAUACACCAUCAUCAAGUAAACGUCCAUCUCAUAAUCUUCUUUCGAAUAUAGUUCCAUCAAUAACAACACCAUCAAGUGAUCAAAGUAGUCAAUUAUCAACAAAACAUAUAGCUUCAUCAUUUGGUUUUGAUACAUCAAUUGAACCACGUCAUAUUAUUGAUACAACAAUACAAUCAAAUACUGAUACUUACGCACAAAAUGAUGAACGAAUUGAACUUGAAUCAGUAUCAUCUAAUGAUGAUUAUGAAAGUAAUAAAAUUGAUUAUUUAUGCAAAUCAACUUCAACAAUGGACAUAGCUUCUCCCGGUGCACAUACAUAUUAUGCAUAA